Molecule: messenger RNA, 3544 nt
Organism: Myodes glareolus (Bank vole)
Lineage: Eukaryota; Metazoa; Chordata; Mammalia; Rodentia; Cricetidae
Source: RefSeq, a predicted model, not a curated record
ACGAUCGCGGCUCUUCCUCGAGUUCGAGAUCCGCCCUGGUUCUUCCCUGUUCUUCGUGGCGUUGAGCUCUCUGUCUCCUCAGGCCUUGUGGGCCUGGGGUGGAGCCUUAGCGGAUCUGGUGGACUAGCGGGAAUAAUUUUAAAAUGACCACACCGAACAAGACACCUCCUGGUGCUGAUCCUAAACAGUUGGAAAGGACGGCGACAGUGAGGGAAAUUGGGUCCCAAGCUGUUUGGUCACUCUCAUCGUGCAAACCAGGGUUUGGUGUGGACCAAUUACGAGAUGACAAUCUAGAAACUUACUGGCAAUCUGAUGGCUCUCAGCCUCAUUUAGUGAACAUACAAUUCAGAAGAAAAACAACAGUGAAGACAUUGUGUAUUUAUGCAGACUAUAAAUCUGAUGAAAGCUACACUCCAAGCAAAAUCUCAGUCAGAGUAGGAAAUCAUUUUCACAACCUUCAAGAAAUUCGGCAACUUGAAUUGGUGGAACCAAGUGGCUGGAUUCACGUUCCUUUAACUGACAAUCAUAAGAAGCCAACUCGCACGUUCAUGAUACAGAUCGCUGUUCUAGCCAAUCACCAAAACGGAAGAGACACCCACAUGAGACAGAUUAAGAUAUACACACCAGUGGAAGAGAGCUCUAUUGGAAAGUUCCCUAGAUGCACAACCAUCGAUUUUAUGAUGUAUCGUUCAAUACGGUGACUUGAAAAUGGGACAGAAGUAAAAUAGACAUUUGUUUUAUCCUGUCAUUGAAUAUUGUAUCAAGUAUCUUUAGUGGUAAAGCAUGUUAUUUCACAAUUUUAUAUACAUUUAAAACACUUUAACUUAGAUAAAUAAUUUUUGGUAAUGCCUGUUUAUUGUUUUAUACAAUAAAGUUCAUAUUUUAUAUUACUAAAAGUGAAUUUGAAGCCAAUCUUUACAUUUUUCUUUACAUUAAAAGGAAAUUAGUUAAACUGAAAAUUUCAAGAUGUACAUAAUUUUUUACUAGCAUAUGUUUAUUUUAUAUAAUGCUUGUUGGGUAUUUAGGAACAAAACUCUGUUAUUCUAGUGUACCUGUAAUUUUUAAUAAUAUAAGAUUUAAUUUUUUGUAGGGGAAAUUUAAUUUUUUUAAAUGUGUGAUCCUUUUUAGGCGUACUAUCACAAUAAACUGGCAUUAGAUGUCUGUUAUGAACCAGUCUGUUGAGGUCUUUUGAUCCUUGCCUGUAAUAUAGCAUUCUGGAGGCUGAGACAGAGGGAUUGUGAGUUUCAGUUUAGCGUGGCCUAUACAGUGAAAGCCUGUCUUAAAGGGACUAGAGCUUUAGCAGGGGAGAAGCCAGUGAUUUCGAGGAUGUAAUUGUCCUACUUUCUUUCUUCCAUCAUGUUAGAAAUUGCCAUUUAAUUUGCAGUUUAUCUCAGUCCAUGUAAAGAACUUAUAUGAAAAACUUCCAGUUGUGUCUGACAUUGUAACAUCUCCCACAGAUAUUUCCUAUGAGAAUUUAAGAAGAAAUAGCUUUUUUUUUUCCUGUAGAACAUGGCAUAAACAGUGCAUGUUGACUGGUUCAUAACGUGGUAUGCCCUGUAUCUGAAUUAGUCCCAGGACUGCCCUUCAAUUCACUUUUGUUUUAGAAAUGUUGUUUGUUCAUUGUUGGGUAUAUGUAAGUCUAAACCCAGAAUGUUUAAAAUAAUAGUGUGUUCGCUUUGCUUUAUUCUGGUAGCAAGUACUGUUUACUAGGUUACUACUGAAAAUAUGGCUUCACUUCCUUUUUGAACUAAAAGUUUUUUGUUUGUUGUUUUAUUCCCUUGGAAGUAAAAAGCAUGCUAGACAUCUAGUAUAAGGUAGGUAAAAUUCUGUGGCCAAGUUUAGUAAAGAUAUGGGUGUGGGAUGCUGGAGACUACAGGAAAAUGUAUGGAGGACUGAAGGAGAGAAGGGACCAAAGAAAUGAGAAUGGAAGUAUAUAGCAGGCAAGGGUGUUACAGUCACAGUCACAUACAUUGCAGGGAUUAAUUCCAGGGCAGAAAAUACGAGCUUCAGAGACACAGAAGGCUGUAGAAGUAAUAAUGUCACUGCUUACCGGCUGCCUAAGGACUAAUUCUGUGCAUUACCCACUAGUAGUUUGCUAAGGCAUUCCUUAAUGAAGAGGAACUGAAAAGAAUGUCAGCAAAGUCCGUGAUUUCCUCCUAUAUUCUAUUUUCCUUUUUUAAAAAAAAAAGGCUCAACCCAAAUUUGCCAUGUAGCCGAGGAUGCCCUUGAUUGAUCCUUCUGCCUCUACCUGCAGCUGCUGGGAUCACAGACUGUGACACAUGCCCAACUUUAUGUGGUACUGGGGAGGGAAACUAGGUAUUCAUGCAUACUAAGCAGACAUUCUGCCAAUCCCAUUUACCUAUUUGUCAUAUUUUAUCAGGCUUAAUAAGCAUGGGAAAUUUGAUAGCUGUGGAUUAUAGAUAAUGGAUUCCUAUAGCAGAACAAUAGUUUGGAAUACAGAUAAUGAUUAUUAUAUUGCCAUAGCCUAAUUGUCAAAGCACUUUCCCACGAUCUCAGCCUUGUUCAGAGAAGCAUCUAUUAGUAGUGGGUAGAGAGGGCAAUGCAGAGAUCCAUAGCUUGUUACUGCUUGGGCCAAAUGUCUGCUGAAGGCACUGCCCUAAAUAGAACACCUGUCUCACUGCACCCGUCCAGUUCAGGGAAUAGCAAGGAAGAGGAACAGAAGGAAGGUAAGAGCUGAAAGAUGGCAAUCAGUUCUGUAAUGUGCAGACUUCUGUACUUGAUGUUGAGGGUGCUGUCACAAACUCACGGCAGCAGUGGCCACCUGCACAGACUCCACCCAUCAGCAUUCCAUCCCUGGGAAGGGCACAUAAGGCCCAUUUCUCCCAGAGGGACUACAGACCAAUGAAGGCUGCAGUAACCCUUCAAGAGAGGCCCUCAUCAUGCUCCUACAGGCAGUCCUAAUUACACGCAAUGGGUCACCUAAAAUGUGACAAAAGAAAGGGGACUUGAGAAGCGUUUGGUGGAUGGGGAAUGAGAUAAGGGGAAAUAAUGAGAGGGACACUAAUCAAAGGGGGGAGAGAAAGAGAGAUUUUAAAAGAAUAAUUUUAAAACUCAUUUUGGUGUGUUCUGGGAUUAAGCACAGGGUCCUAUGUAUGGUAGGACCUCUGAGUUUCUGCCUCUGAGUUAUAUCACCCAGUCCACACUUUUAAAAAUGGAGAUUUGUAAUCUCAUUACUUUGGAAGCUGAGAUGAGAGUUAGGCGUUUCAGGCCCCCUUGUGCUAAACAGACAUUGUCUAAAAACAAAAGCAAAGCCUAAACAUUUUCUGAAGAUGUAUCUCAAUGGUAGAACACGCCUGGCAUGCACAGGGUUGUGUGCAUAAAAGUGUACAUUAUAUAGUUAAUGAAGAUUUAUAUCUAGAAUACAUACUUUUAAAAGCUCUUAAAACACAACAGGAAGAAAGAAAUGCAAUUUAAAAUGAGCAAAAGAUUUCAUUGUUGUUCACCAAGGAAAGCUGUACCAGCCAUUCUGUUCCCACGCACUAAUACUUUCCCCUGGGAAUUAAAGUGUGGUUGUGAAGAGUCA